GAUGACGCCUGAGAUCUUGUUAUUCUUCGUCGUCUUGUAACGUUUCACGGGUCUUAGCUUAUUUCCCAGUUUUAUUUGUAUAUAUCUGAACUGUUUUUAAUGUCAGGUGUGCCCGUUAUUCUGAUAUUUUUUUUGCCGGUUAUGUUGAUUUCGUGUCGGUGAUUUUUCGGCAAUGUAUCGGCCACCGGGUCCUCCAGCAGGAAAAAGCGCCAACUUCUGCGGUUCCAUCUGAAUCGUUAAACACUGCCCUAAGACUGGAUAUUUGAUGAAAUAUAAGCAAAUCUGAAUUUGGAAUGACUCGUUCAGUGAGGUGCGCUGUUGCGUCUCAGUAGACUCUCCCUGAAAGCACCGGGACAAAGAUGCCAGGUCUACAGGGUGACCACACCAUGGUGGGACUGGGGAGUCCCGUGAGGAAGAAUAAACUGUCUCUGAAGUUCUUCCACAAGAAGGAGACCAAACGGGCUCUGGAUUUCUCUGAACCUCUCACAGAUGAGCCCAAAAAAGCAGCUGAGCCAGAGGAGCCCGAGGCCAGCGGCUGUGAUCAGGUGGUCCCUGGUCCUCGUCCCUGCCCAGGCUCGCCUGGCCUCCUGCUGCCGUGUGAAAAGAGAGAGAAUCUGGUGCCAUUUGUGGGAUUCAACAACCUGGGCAACACUUGCUAUUUGAACAGUAUCUUACAGGUGCUGUACUACUGCCCAGGAUUCAGAGAAGGAAUCAAGAAGCUGUACAACUUGUCUAAAACAAAAGACAAACCAAAGGAAGAGGCCGAUAAAAGCGAAGAGCCGUCAGAAGAUGCGUCUGAGGAUGCGCCGCCGCACAUCGAGCUCCUCAGCAGCUUCAACCAUCUGAUCUCUUCAGUGGAGCUGCUUCAGUCCAGCUUCCUGCUCAGCCCCGAUGGCUUCAGCGAAGGAGAACUGGCCACGCCGCCUCGUAAAAUGCUGCACACGCUCCGGCAGCUGAACCCCAUGUAUGAAGGCUAUCUCCAGCAUGACGCCCAGGAAGUCCUGCAGUGCAUCCUGGGAUAUGUCCAAGAGGCCUGCGACACCAUCAGGAAGGAGCGAGAGUCCGAAAAGGAGGAGGGCGACAACGACGUGGCGGAAGUCAAAAUGGAGAACGGCAGCUCUGAGACAGAAUCCAAACCCCCGACAGAAGAGGACGGCCUAGUGAGCGGCAAGAGGAAGAGCGACACCGAGGUGGGAAACGCCAAGAAGAAGCCAAAGUCUGUGAAGUCUAAGAAAGCCGAGGCUGUGGAGGAAGACCUCGGCAGAAGUAAACCCUUCACCCGCUCCAAACGGAAGUCCUCCAGCGACAUCUCGGCCGACAGCGCCCAGAGUAAAGACGGAGAAGAGGAGGAGGGGACGAAGAAACAGAAUAAGGACGGAGGGUGCGAGCAAGAGGGGAGCGGCGAGAAAGCAUCCAACGAGGCGGACGGGAAGAGGAAGAAGAGGACGAGGCUGAGCUGGCUGAAGCCGUCCGGGAAACAGCCGAGCAUUUUCUCCAAGUUCCGCAGCGUGGGGAAGAUCAGCUCCUCGACUGUGAAGAGCAAGAACAAAGCGGAGCAGGAAAACGAAGUGAUGGACGAGAACGAGAAGGUCGGACAAGAGCCGUCACCUCAGAGCACAGCUGAAGACAAGAAGGCGGUGAAACAUCAAGAUGGUCUCGACCUGAUGGAGCACUUGUUCCAGGGCCAGCUGGUCCUGAGGACUCGCUGUCUGGAGUGUGAGAGCUUCACGGAGCGGAGGGAGGACUUCCAGGACAUCAGCGUCCCGGUGCUGGAUGACCAGCCCAGCAGCCCGGACGACCUCUCCCAGAUCUCUCCAGACCCUAAACCAGAGCUGAAGACUCUGAAAUGGGCCAUUGGUCAGUUUGCGUCGGUCGAGCGCAUCGUCGGAGAGGACAAAUACUUCUGUGAGACCUGCCAUCAUUACACAGAGGCCGAGAGAAGCCUGCUCUUCGACAAAACUCCCAAAGUCAUCACCAUUCACCUGAAGCGCUUCUCUGCCAACAGCUUGGACUUGGACCCGUACGCAGGCCUCUCCAAAGUGAACACGCCCCUACAGACGCCUCUGACCUUGUCCCUGGAGGAGUGGUGCACCCGGCCCUCCACUAAAGGCCAACACUAUCAGCUGUUCGCCGUGGUCAUGCACAGCGGCGUCACCAUCAGCAGCGGCCACUACACCGCCUACGUGCGCGUGUCCGACCUGAAGGACGUGAAGGUCCUCCUCCGGGGCGGAGAAGGCGCGAAGGAGGAGGAAGAGGAGAGGAAGGAAAGCAAAGAGGCGCCGAAGGCGAAAGAGGAAGCGCUGGAAUACGACGACGGAGAGGUGUCCUUCAGCCUCAGCACGAGGGGACAGAGGCGCCUGGCGAGCAAAUCGGGGAACAAGAAGCUGUCGGAGGGAGGAGUGGGACUUCUGGGAGGCCAGAGGAGUUUUUCCAGUUUGAACAUUGGCAGCAAACAGACAGAGAAAGCAGCGGCAGCGGAGGGAUCUAAACGGAGGAAAACCAUCAACGGCUUGAGCCAAAAAGCUGAACUUAAAAAAGAGGCGGAGUCUGUGGAGGAGGCAUCGAUGGCUUCCUGUGGUGGUGGUGGUGUGGAGGCCACAGAGCAGCAGGCUCUGAACACCCUCCUGGAAUAUGAAGGUAAAUGGCUGCUGUUCGAUGACUCCGAGGUGCGUUUGUUCGAGGAGGAGGAUUUCCUCCGGGCCUGCUCCCCCGAGACCUGCUCCUCGUCAACUCCUUACCUGCUGUUCUACAGAAAGAUGCCCGAGCCCGGACACUAACACAGAUCUUUUGGCAGCCCUCCCCCCUCCAGAGAAAAGACUAAAAUACUGCGUUCUUUAUCUGCGUCUCUUCUGUGGGACCAAGGCCACCUCUGCCUUCUCUUGCAGCCACUCACGUUCUCACGUUCUAGAAAUACUCGGAUAAACGAGGAUCCGAUGUCCUACGUGCCAGGGAUUACUAAGCCUUAUUCUUGUACAGGAUAUUUUCUUUCUGUACGUUUUUAUUUGGUCAAACCCUGGCUUUAAUACUCUUGUCAGUGUCCACAAGUUAUUUUUUUUUUUUGUCUCUGUUUGUAUGGCUCACUUUUACAAAAUGGAUAAGCACUUUUGAACUAAAAUUUCCAGAAGUCAAAAUGCAGAAUAAUGGAUUUUUUUUUUUUUUUAUCAGUAAAAGCUGUCUGUGCUGUAUAUUCAAAACUCUUCUGAUAUUCCCUCAGAAAAGCCUUGACCCUCCUCUGAAGGGUUUUUCCUCUCAACUAUCAGGUUUUUAUAACUAUACUUUUCAGAUUUAAUUUAGUGGAAAGAAGUCACUUAUUUUAAUGUGUAAAAAGGAUACAUGAAAUCCAGUAACUUAAAGCUCCUUAAGUUCAGCUGUAAUUUCGUUUUGUGCCGUGAGGAGAAGGAGGAAACAAAGUUUUAGUCACUGAAGCUCUCGACUCUCGCUGCACGUAAACCAACCCUACACUACCUCCUGUUCAGUUUUCUACCUGCUCUUGUAAGAACUAGAUAAAAGGUGAAUGCAAAACAAAAAAAAAAAGAGCAUGCACAGGGACAAGGUCUAAGAAACUAAACCUGUGCUUAAAGUCUUUCACAAGGACGUCUCGAUUUACUCUGAUCUACUAAAUUAGACAACAGAUUUUUACUUUAAAACGCUUUAAGGUGAAAGUAUUGACAUUUUGUCAACUGUUCUCAAAAAAAAAGAAUUUAAAUUAGACAUUUGCCACGAGUCCCUGUGCAUGCUCAAAUAUCAACCUUCUCACCUGUCGUUUAUAAUAUUCCAUAGAUUUAACAUGUUGAAAAUAUAACAUGGUAUCACAUCAGUACAGUGACAUUAUUCAUCUCAGGUCCAGUAACGGUUUAAGGGAUUGACUCGUUUUCUGAUUUCUUAAGUAAUUAAGAGCCAUAUUCAGUUCCUUCACUUCUCUAUAAAGGAUGUAUUAUGUGUAAAUUUAAAAGCAGCUCUGAUCCGUGUGUCUUUUAAAUUGUAGCCCAUUAAUGUUUCUACUAAAAGCAAUACUUUUUUUUUUUUUACCUUCUUGUCCUGUUGAUUGUUGCCAACCACUAUAGUGACACUUUGUGUCAUUUCUGCUGUUUUCCCUCCCGGCUUCGAGUUAAAUCCUACAUAAACACAAGAAUCAGACAUUAAUCGGCGCAUCACACCGUGUGUGAACAUUAAAAUAUUUAUUUAGUAAAAUAUUUAAAAUAAAACAAAAAAAACUACAUAAAAUUAUACAAGGAUGUUUUAAAGUACCUAAUUUUAAAACGCUCCAACUAAAAAUGAUAAUAAAGCAUCAUGAUAAAUACUGGUACAAUUUUUUGCAUUUUUUUUCUUUUUUCUUCCGAGUUACAUAAACUUUCAAGUUGUAAAAUGCAUUGCUACACCAUAAUAAAAAAGUGCACACAUGAAAUUGAAUACAGGUUUUUGACACUUCGUACAGAAUUAAAAAGACACCUUGACCUUUAAAAUCGUACCUUUUUUUUUUUGCGGACGCUUGUAAAAAUUUGGUGGCGAAAAAGAAAAAAAAAAACAAAUGGAGGUUUUGGCACUUUCUACUGAGCGUUCUUCGUAUUCAGCGGCUGGUUGGAUCACAGCUACAAGUUUGUUUGGUUUAAAGAGUUGAGGCCUGAUAUUAUUAGCGCGGGGCUCCGGUUCCCCGCUGUGACAAACGACGAUGCAAAGAGAAAUUCUAAACGCCAAGGUAUCUCUUUAAUCUCUUAAGAACCUCUUGUUCACUCCUCUGAUUGUGUAACAGUUCCGUCUGUAAACAAAUUAAGACACUGGAAUGACGUACCAAGCUCCUCUUCUAGUCUUUUUCUUUUGCUUGCCCAAACACUGACCUCGACUUUCAAGAGACACUCCUAUUUACACUCGAGAAUAAAUUAAUAUUGCAAUUUC
Mugil cephalus (flathead mullet) is the source of this 4893-nucleotide messenger RNA. It is a transcript of the gene usp1, whose product is annotated as ubiquitin specific peptidase 1. Gene Ontology annotation, cellular component: cytosol; nucleus. Gene Ontology annotation, biological process: protein deubiquitination. Lineage: Eukaryota; Metazoa; Chordata; Actinopteri; Mugiliformes; Mugilidae. The transcript is spliced from 9 exons. The record is from RefSeq and is a predicted model, not a curated record. Gene Ontology annotation, molecular function: cysteine-type deubiquitinase activity; cysteine-type endopeptidase activity. Bases 360 to 2777 code for a protein of 805 amino acids.